AUGGAUUCCAAUCCAUAUAGACAGAAUCCAAAUUUUGUUGGUCUACUAAAUAGUCAACAAGAUAUUGCCUUUGGUUCCUAUGAAGAUAGUGUCGAGCUAUCUUCAAGCCAAGUUCCUUUUCUUCCCACUCAAGGUACAGCUGAUUCGAACUUCGUUGGAAACACUCCUCCUGACUGUAAAGAACGAAGGAAGUGGACGCCUUCGGAUGAUAUGUUGCUCAUUAGCUCGUGGUUAAACACGAGCAAAGAGGCAGUGGUUAACAAUGAGCAAAAAUUAGGCGCUUUCUGGUCAAGAGUAGCAGCGUAUUUUUCAGCGAAUGCAACAAGGGAGAGAAGUAGUGGCCAGAACGAGAAUGAUGUGGUGAAACGUGCUCAUGAAAUUUUUUACAACAACCAUAAGAAGAGAUUUCUCCUUGAACAUGCUUGGAAUGAGCUGAGGAACGACCAGAAGUGGUGUGAGCUUUCAUCUUCCAAAAACGCUGAAAGCUCUAAAAAAAGAAAGGGUGAUGAGGACGGGGCAGAUUGUUCAAGCUCUCAACCAACUGAAACGAUGCGUCUAGAGGGUGUUAAAGCCGCUAAGGCCCAUGGUAAGAAGACAGUGGUUGAGGAGAAUGCGGAAGGAGAAUGCGGACAAGGAGUUUCAGUCUAUGGUGUCAUUAAAACAACAAGACUUGGUCAUGAAAGAUCGCUUGUCUAA
This is a messenger RNA of Brassica oleracea var. oleracea, 696 nucleotides long. RefSeq names its product glutathione S-transferase T3-like. NCBI's taxonomy places the organism in Eukaryota, Viridiplantae, Streptophyta, Magnoliopsida, Brassicales, Brassicaceae. The record is from RefSeq and is a predicted model, not a curated record. The transcript is spliced from 2 exons. The coding region runs from base 1 to 696 and encodes 231 amino acids.